GGUCAUGUAGCAAAGCCUAUCUGACUAUCUGUCAUUUGCGCGAGUGAAGUAGUUCCUUGAUAGUGUCUUCAAAGUUUAAAUGCCAAAAAAAGGGGAAAUUAUAAUGAUGCCUCAAUCGUGACCGUCCAAUGCGUUGACCUAAAGGGAGGCGGUUCUUCCCAUCAAGAAAGGAAGACCCCCACCAUUUUCCCCCACUUUGCAAUUGGUGUUGCCAGCGUAUCAUCACAUCAAUAAGCCGCAAAACGCAAAACACAAGCCACCUUAUUCUAACAAACCCCCUCUUUCUUCUUCUCGUCUUCGUCUUCGUCUUGUCCUCCGAUCUGGACUGAAAUCCAAAACUCGAAAACCGAGACCUACUCCAUCCAAAUUGGAAUCGAGUUUGGGAUUCAAUUGGAAGGAAGGUUCUGAUUAGAAACCCUAGGGAGAUAGAGAGAGUAGGGGUUAUGUGAUGAUCGUGGUCGAUCGCGAGGAUGAUGAACAGCUCGAACGGCAUGAUGUCCCCGUCGUCAUCGGGAACUGCACAGUCCCCUGGGCUCAAGACUUAUUUCAAAACCCCUGAAGGCCGAUACAAGCUUCAAUACGAGAAGACUCACCCUUCUGGUCUUCUUCAUUAUGCUCAUGGCAAAACCGUUACUCAGGUUACUCUUGCACAUCUCAAAGACAAACCUGCGCCUUCGACCCCGACUGCGUCUUCUUCAAGUUUCAGUGCCAGCAGUGGGGUGCGGUCUGCGGCAGCUAGAUUGUUGGGAGGAAGCAAUGGAAGCCGAGCGCUUAGUUUUGUCGGGGGCAAUGGUGGAAGCAAGAGUAAUGGAGGAACGAGUAGGAUUGGUUCAAUUGGUGCCUCCAGUUCAAGUAGUUCGCUGGCUAAUCCAAAUUUUGACGGCAAAGGAACCUACUUGAUCUUCAAUGUCGGAGAUGCAAUUUUCAUAAGUGAUUUGAAUUCUCAAGACAAGGACCCCAUAAAGUCUAUUCACUUUAGUAACUCAAAUCCUGUGUGCCAUGCAUUUGAUCCUGAUGCUAAGGAUGGACAUGAUUUGCUUGUUGGCUUGACCUCUGGAGAUGUCUACUCAGUAUCACUGAGACAGCAAUUACAGGAUGUUGGCAAAAAGCUUGUUGGGGCUCAGCAUUACAACAAAGAUGGUACCGUCAGUAACAGUCGAUGUACAUGCAUUGCUUGGGUGCCAGGAGGUGAUGGAGUUUUUGUUGUUGCUCAUGCUGAUGGAAAUUUAUUCGUAUAUGAUAAGAAUAAAGACAGUGCUGGUGAUUCUUCAUUCCCAGUUGUUAAAGAUCAAACUCAAUUUUCUGUUGUGCAUGCACGUUAUAGUAAGAGUAACCCAAUAGCCAGAUGGCAUAUAUGCCAGGGUUCAAUCAACAUGUUUUCUUUCUCAUCCGAUGGAGCAUACUUAGCAACUGUUGGAAGAGAUGGCUACUUACGAGUGUUUGAUUACGUAAAAGAACAACUUAUAUGUGGUGGAAAGAGUUAUUAUGGGGCUUUGUUGUGUUGUGCUUGGAGCAUGGAUGGGAAAUAUGUUUUGACUGGUGGAGAAGAUGAUUUAGUUCAAGUUUGGAGCAUGGAUGAUCGUAAGAUUGUAGCAUGGGGUGAGGGACAUAACUCAUGGGUAAGUGGAGUGGCAUUUGAUUCAUAUUGGUCAUCUCCAAAUUCAAGUGAUAAUGGAGAGAACGUGAUGUAUCGAUUUGGUUCGGUCGGUCAGGAUACUCAAUUACUUCUAUGGGACCUGGAAAUGGAUGAGAUUGUAGUGCCCUUGAGGCGUCCUCCUGGCGGGUCUCCGACUUACAGUACUGGAAGCCAGUCAUCCCAUUGGGACAGUGUUGUUCCAUUGGGUACCUUACAACCUGCUCCAAGCAUGCGUGAUGUUCCAAAAAUCUCCCCAUUGGUUGCUCACAGAGUGCAUACCGAACCACUCUCUGGCUUGAUAUUUACUCAGGAAUCUGUACUCACUGCCUGCCGGGAGGGGCACAUAAAAAUCUGGACGAGACCUGGUGUUGCUGAGAGCCAAUCAAGCAAUUCUGAAAACUUGUUAGCCACCAGCCUUAAGGAGAAGCCUUCACUUUCCAGCAAGAUUGGAAAUUCUAGCUACAAACAAUGACAUUCCAAAUCUAAAGGGAAUUUCAAGCAAAUUUUUUAAUGGUUUGUUUAUCUUUUAUCCAGUUGGUUCCCUUAGUUUUUAACAUGUUGAUUCUAGUAAAGAUGAACCAACUGGUUUUACUGUAUAUUUGCGGAUGAGAAUGCCAUUGUUGGCAGCGAGAGGAUGGGAAGGAGAGUUCUCUAUGGCCGCCUCCUGUAAUUACAGAACGGCUGUUAUUAGAAUGUCUGAUUAGUGAUUACAGGAAUAAUGUGAAAUUGGUCCAUGAAGAUCGAUACUUCGGAAGCGCAUACUGCAUACAAGCCAUUAUUUAUUUCGUUAGCCCUUUAAUUGUUGGUUUCACCAACAUGAAUUGUAUAAAGCUGAAUAGUUUGGCUAUGUAAUCUGAGGUCGGUGAGGGUGCCCUCUUUUCAGGAUAUUAAUAUUCGAUGACGCUGUCCUAAUAUUUAAAUUGAUUCAGCUGUGA
Arachis stenosperma is the source of this 2571-nucleotide messenger RNA. RefSeq lists its product as uncharacterized. The record is from RefSeq and is a predicted model, not a curated record. Gene Ontology annotation, molecular function: protein binding. Bases 471 to 2108 code for a protein of 545 amino acids. Lineage: Eukaryota; Viridiplantae; Streptophyta; Magnoliopsida; Fabales; Fabaceae. The transcript is spliced from 11 exons.